CAGCCCUGCGUACGGGGAAGCGGUCUGGAUGGGAUUUGAACCCCGGCCCUGCCGUUAGGGUAAGAACAUUGUCUGCAAAUCGAAUGGCCAUCCCUGCACCCCGAAAAGCUCAAGCAAUCAACUGUCAACAUUAGUUUGAACAUUGACUCAUAGAUGUCACCACCGGUUACCAUGGAUACUUAGCCAAGCGACAGUAUCGGCGUGUGCUUCAAAUUGCCUAACUUUAGGCGCCUUCGAUUUCGUUACAUUACAUUGAAUUACAUUAGAUUCCGUACCCUUCAAGGUUUUCAGCGCACGUCUAGAACAUCUUCGACACUGCAUUGCCGCCUGUUUGCCGAAGUCAUCUUUGUUUGGGGUGUUGCAACCGAACAACAGCCUUUUGGGGCGUUUGUUUUUUCUUCGUUCUUUCGAAAGAGCUACACACUCUCUCUCUCUCGCGCGCGCGCGCUCUUCAUCUCUCGCUAGUUUUAGGCGAUAGUGCAAUAGUUUAAAUAGCUGCAAAGGCAAGAUGCGUGUUGCAACUGCAUCACUCCGCCAUUGCCCGUAUAUAAGGCCAACCCCUACGCUGAUCACAAUCUGGUUGUCGAGUGGCGUACAACAAGAACAACAACAAGUCAUGCCAAAAGUGCUCCACAGUGGUUCGCUGGUUCUGGUGGUGUCGGUUCUGCUUGCUGUAGGUUUUGUACAGCACGCUGGCGCACUGCCAAGUCCGGACUUUGGGGUGCGAGCAAACAUUAGCCCAGCGCGAAGCGAUGUCACGAGCGAAGCGAAUCGACUACGCAACGAGCUGAACGACAUCACCGACACGAGGAUAACGCUCCGGUCUGGCACACCGAUGCUGGAGCAGCUGGCGACGGCCAUCGCUUCGAUUGGGCUUAAAUUUCAAACCAGCGGGCUGAAUCUCACGCAGCAGCUGCAAGUCCUCGCCCGCAGCAACGGCCCCUCGAUAGCGGACGCAUUCAACCCGGUGUACGAAACGAUCCAAACGCUGCACGAUCUUACCAUCAACGGUCUAACGGCCGAGAUGAUGAGCAUCGGGCAGCUGAUCACGGCCUCGGUCACGCAGAAAUUCAACCAGGUGUUCGGUGAGCUGCGCAAAUCGCUCAACUAUCUCACCGCAACGCUGCAAACGCUGGAAGCGGACGUGCAACGGGCUCGGUCGGUGGCCGGCAACGCGGCCACCAUCUCGGACACGAUCGUGCGCAACAACGUGCCGGCCAAAACGCAGAGCGACGUCGCGAAGGCACUGAUCGGGUUGCGGCUGCAGGUCGACGUCGUCCGGUACAUGGUACAGAGCACACUGCUCUAUCUGAAGGAAGCGGACGACUUCCUGCGCGAUGUCGUGCGGGAGGUGGACUCGUUCCGAAGUAUGCUGAGCACGUCGCUAGCUGGGUUCACGCGCAACAUGAAUAUGUUGAAGCGUAGCACCAUCCAGUACGCGACCCGGUCGUUCGGUUGUACUCUGGCAGAGCAGAACGCGACUCUCGUCCAACUCCUGCCGGGGCUCAGUCAGAUUGCAAACUACACCACCACGCUGCAGCAACCGCUCGAAGCAUUGCUCACCCGGCUAACGGCGGACUAUCUGUCCUCCGGGUUGAACGAUUUCGACCAACAGUUCAGCAGCUACCUCACGGCCGCGGUGUCCAUCGCGGGCGCGCAGGACAGCUUCGUGCGCGGUGCAACGUGCGAGCUGCUGAAGAAGAUGGUGCUGACGCUGAUCUCGUUCGGGCCACAGAACGAGUACUGCUUCAACCGGUACGCGUCCCGCGUGUACGGCAUGUACGAGCUGCAUCACAAUGCGGUGAGCGAGUGUUACGAGACGGAGGCCGAACGGCUUGCGACCGUGGCCGGCUUCCUGCGCGAUGCGGUCGACGUGUUGCUGUACGAUGCGGAAGACGUCGUGGACAAUCUGGCGGUCUGCGUUGGGCUGGUGAAUGGACGUGCCAAUUGUAUUGCGGAGUUUGGAUUGAGGUACACGACGGUAGUGCAACGGUUCGGCUUGAUGUUGGGCGAUACGAUGAAAUUCUAUACGGAAGAGUUUGCUGCCAGUGGCGAACGGUUGGGUGCGUGUGUAGUUUCCAGCCAGCACAAGACACUUAGCAGUGUGGCACGACUGCACCAGCGGGUUGAAACGUGCCAGGAGAUGCAUUGAAAUAAAUGUUUGAAGAUCCAUGUUUUUACUACUUGACCAGCUUCACUACGGUAUGGAUUAUUG
Messenger RNA from Anopheles stephensi (Asian malaria mosquito), 2215 nucleotides. RefSeq lists its product as uncharacterized. Bases 509 to 2152 code for a protein of 547 amino acids. The record is from RefSeq and is a predicted model, not a curated record. Lineage: Eukaryota; Metazoa; Arthropoda; Insecta; Diptera; Culicidae. The transcript has 3 exons.